UAUAAAGGCUAUGUCGCUGGUCAUCUCGACUCACAUCAAAUAAAUACAAUGUAUAAAGAGUUCCUAGGGUAAUUGUCAGAUAUCGCUAUGCAAGGGUUGAAUAUUUUCAAAUAUUUCAGUCGCAAGUUUUCUGGACCUGCAAAGAUGGACGAUGGUAGGUACAACAGCGAUCUACCUGAGAUACAACCUACUGGGCCGGGCAUGUUAAAUAUAUCGAGCGCGCAGCGGAUGCUCGCUGCGAACACAAAGAUACCGGUACAUAUUCAAUCUCUCUCCCAGCAAACAAAUCAGAAUGUAAAUAAAAACACACACUUGAAAGAUAGUUUAGGGCGCGACUACAGACAGCACAACCAAUUACAACAACUGUUUGUUCAGACCAUAAAGUUGUCGUCCCCAGACAAGAGACCUAUCACCAGAGACACUGACCACAAACCAACAUCUAUAAUGAAGCACUCAGCUUCAAUCGAAAGCAACCAACACCUUGCUCUUGAUACGGACAAACGGCCGGGUGCACUGAAAUCAUGUUUAACGAGUUCAUCACAAUGCCUGCGAAUACCUCGGACCGCUCGAACGUCGAGUGAUAGUCAAAGCAAACGGACAGGGUUCCAAGGAGAUAGACUGCUGCAAGAACCCAGAAUCAUUGGAGCACGCCAUCAACGUGAUGUGAAUUAUAUACCCGACAGCUAUUGCGAGGAAGAAAAAAUGACUCGUACGUAUUCUCCCCGGCAUCCACAGUACCACGCUAGUAAACAAUACAGACCUUCUCGCGAAAUUGUGCAUCGCCACUCAUGCCCAAUGAGAGUCUAUCAGUCUACACAACUGAGCACUCCCAGAGCCUCGAAUAUGUUGGUCAAAAGCAGCUCAGCACCCGAAAAAACGAAUAUACACAAUGACAAGAUACUCACAGUUCAACAGAGAGGAAUCCGAGGUCUAAGCAACAAUUCUUAUACUGGUACCGAUGACCAAUUAAUUUUGGGUACAUUAUUUAAGCGAGAAUCAAGCGUAGGCAGUCUCGACUUGAUGGCUUCACAAUGUGAUAACGAAUUACGGGUAGGGUUUGAAGAAUACGCGGAUAUCCAUCAAACGUAUCAUAGUGAUGUAUAUGAUCGGUCACCCUCAGCAAAGACAACUGGAAGCGGAGAAGAAAUGAUGGCAGUUUACUACGACCUUAUGAAAUUUAAAAUUACAGAGAUGGUCGUCCAUGAGAAAUCCCUCAUGAACACCAACAAACAUCUCUUCCACUUGAGGCCGAACGAGCGUGCUGACAUGCUCAAUGUGACGGAUCGAAUAUUGACAGAGUAUGAAAAUCAGAGACAAGAUAGUACGUGGUAACUAGCGCAGAGAUGAAAAAUACAAAUCUUCCGGAUAUGGUCGAAAAGUCGGACGAGUCUAUUAAAAGCUAUGUCAAGCGGAAAAAUGCAGAUAAGUGUCGUGAAAUUAAGACUAUCUAAAUUAGUAGCUGCGGACACGCUCAGGGGAAAUGACAACCAUGGAUAGCAGUACCCGG
This is a messenger RNA of Sphaeroforma arctica JP610, 1507 nucleotides long. RefSeq lists its product as hypothetical. Bases 88 to 1332 code for a protein of 414 amino acids. The record is from RefSeq and is a predicted model, not a curated record. NCBI's taxonomy places the organism in Eukaryota, Ichthyosporea, Ichthyophonida. The transcript has a single exon.